Molecule: messenger RNA, 1861 nt
Organism: Medioppia subpectinata
Lineage: Eukaryota; Metazoa; Arthropoda; Arachnida; Sarcoptiformes; Oppiidae
Source: the annotation of a GenBank genome assembly
CAUCAAAUAUUUUAAUAAUAUUUUUGUAACAUUGCAUAAAAACUUUUAUACGAUGUCUUCAGAGCACAACUGGUCAUCCAAUAAGAGCCAAUCGCUUCGGCGUCGGGUCUCUGAAAGCAUAUAUCGGCCCAACUUUUACCGCCAGCGGAGCAGUAGUUGUGGUGAUUAUAGGAAUCGGAUUAACGGCACGAUAUGUGAGGAUAAUUACGGCUAUACCGACGAUACGGACAGCUCUGACGACCGCCGGAUUAGGAUACAAGUGAUUAGACGCACGAGUCUGUCGGUCAAUAUGAAUGGCAUAUCUCGGGGCGGAGUCGCGGCCAACGGCGGUGUCUGUCCGCUGGAAGCGGUCGAUGAGAUCGUGCCGUCAACGACACCGACCAUCGCGCGGAAGGCGAGCGCCAAAAACGAGCUCAUAAUAAGCAUACCUGUGCUCAUCGAUGACGACAACUCAUCCAUUAAUAACGCAAAAUUCAAAGAGGCUUUUGACCCGCCGUUCGCCCGCCGGGAGCCAGAAAUGCAGUCUUCGUGGACUGUAUUGAAGCAAAUGCUGAUACCAUUCCUGAUCGCUGGCAUCGGUUCGGUUGGCGCCGGCAUUGUGUUGAACUCUGUGCAGCACUCGGACUCAUUCGUGGCAAUCCCCCAACUGAUCAUCAUGGUCCCCUCAUUCCUCGGCCUUAUCGGCAAUAUCGAGACCACUUUGGCCUCUCGACUGUCCACUCACGCAAAUCUGGGUACUUUGGAUGUGUUGUCUCAGCUCAAGGCUAUGGUUGUGGGCAAUGCGGCCGUUGUCUUAUGUCAGGCGGCGUCCGUCGGUCUGUUCGCCGCCUUCGCAUCGUUGGGCAUAUCGUAUAUAAAGACCCCGAAAGAGACCAAUUUGGACCUGGGGCAAUUAGUACUUCUAUUAUGCGCCAGUUCCGUAAGCACCAGUGUGGUAGCUAACGUGAUAUUGGCCACAGCAAUCACCUUGGUUAUUAUUGUCGCCCGAAAAAUUGAUAUUAAUCCCGAUAAUAUCGCGACACCGAUCGCGGCCUCGAUGGGCGACGUGUGCACGAUCUCAAUACUGGCCAUUAUUAGUGAUUUUUUAUACAAAAACACAAUCAAUGGUCGGAUAUGGAUAGCGGUCGUAGUGUUGACUGUUUUACUACUGUCUGCGCCCAUCACUGGAUUCAUAGCCCGUAGGAAUCGGUACACGAAAUCAGUGAUACUGACGGGUUGGACACCCAUUUUGGGCGCAGUUAUCAUUGAACAGCCCGGGGGUCUCGUCAUGGAAAGUGCUUUUGAUAAAUACGAUGUCAUGUCAACCUUUCAGCCAUUGGUUAAUGGAAUCGGUAGUAAUUUAGUGGGAAUACAGACGAGCCGUUUGUCAACAUUUCUGCACCAAACGGCGCCCAAAGGAAAACUACCCAAAAGUAAUCCGCGGGCGUGUGUCCAGCCGUGCGCCACAUUCUUUGGCUCAGACGUUCACGCUCGGAUGGCCCGGCUACUAUUGGGCAUAACAGUGCCGGCACACGCCCUAUACCUAGUGAUCAUACGGUUAUGGCAGCGAAACUUCAUAUUCACGGUGCCGUUUGUGGCGGCAUAUAUGGUGGCCGUCAUCGCACAGAUAGCUAUACUGUUAUACUUGGCUUAUGUGAGUGUGUUGUGGGCGUGGAAACGACACAUCAAUCCCGACAACUCUGCCAUACCGUUCACUUCGGCGUUGGCCGACGUCUUCGGCAACUGUCUAAUGGCCGCCGCAUUCACUUUCCUCAACGCUAUCGACGACCCAAACGCUCGCUUCCGUGAAGUGAUGGCCACUUCAGCCAACGCUACCUUUUCUACGGUAUCUACUUUUGCCGACACAACCAACUCUUCGUUA